AUGGAUAAUCAGACUAGUAAUGUUCAAGAUUCAAGUGACAUAUCUGUUUCAAGAAACAAUGAUGGCUUUGAGCAAGAGACGAAAGCCAACGCAGAACCUGCACAUGAUCCCAAUGAGGCUCAACCAGAUUCCUUACAUGAAGAUCCCGAGUUGGGUAUGACCUUUGAUAGUGAGAAUGAUGUGCGAGAAUACUACAGAGAAUAUGCUAAAUCUAAAGGAUUCGGUGUCACGAAAAGAAGCUCGCAUACUAAUGAUGAUGGAGAGCUAAAGUACCUUGCACUUUGUUGCUCUCGCUAAGACUCGUCUAACUCAAAAAAAUUGUUGAGACCAAAUCCAUCAGCUGGGUUAGGAUGCAAAGCCAAAAUUAAUAUUACACGUCGUCAUGAUGGGAAGUUUCAAGUUUCAAAGGUCAUUUUGGAUCACAAUCAUACAUUAAGUCCACUGAAAUCUCGAUUGUUCAGAUGCAACAAGAGAAUUAAUGUUAAGCGGAGGCUUCUGUUGAAUGAUCGGGCUGGAAUACGAGUAAACAAGAAUUUUAAUUCCCUUAUUGUGUCAGCAGAUGGUCAUGAGAACCUAACUUUUUGUGAGAAAGAUUGUCGCAAUUUUCUAGAGAAAGAAAGAAGGUUGAAACUUGGAAUUGGUGAUGCUGAAGCGGUUCGCGACUAUUUUGUGAAAAUGCAAUCCGACAAUCCAAACUUUUUCAGUGUUAUGGAUGUUGAUGAUGAAUCUCGGCUAAGGAAUGUUUUUUGGGCAGAUGCAAGAAGCAGGGCAGUGUAUGAAUCUUUUAAUGAUGUUAUAACUUUUGACACAACAUAUUUGAUGAACAAAUAUGAUAUGCCAUUUGCUUUAUUCGUUGGUGUCAAUCAUCAUGGUCAGUCGGUGUUGCUAGGAUGUGCUUUAUUAUCAAAUGAAGAUACUGCAACAUUUGUUUGGUUAUUUGAAGCAUGGCUCAAAUGUAUGUCUGAUCGUCAACCAAAAACUAUUAUAACUGAUCAAUCAAAAGCAAUCCAGAAUGUUGUGGGGAUAGUUUUUUCAGACUCUCGAUAUAGAUGGUGCUUGUGGUAUAUAAUGAAAAAAUUACCUGAGAAGCUAGGUGGAUAUGAUGAAUAUGAUUACAUCAAGGUUGCUAUCGGUAAUGUUGUUUAUGAUUCAUUGACAAUUACAGAGUUUGAAGUUUCUUGGAUGCGUAUGGUAGAGAGGUAUACUCUUGGUGAUAAUGAUUGGCUUAAAGGUCUUUAUGACCAUCGCCACCGUUGGGUUCCAGCAUUUAUGAAAGAUGCCUUUUGGGCAGGUAUGUCUACUACGCAGCGUAGCGAGAGUAUGCAUGCCUUCUUUGAUGGUUAUGUUAAUGAAAAAACAACAUUGAAACAUUUUGUUGGCCAAUAUGAGAAUGCUCUUCGUGACAAAGUUGAGAAGGAGAAGAUUGCUGAUUUCAAUUCUUUCAGUUCAAUCAUACCUUGUGUCACACAUUUUGACAUCGAGGAGCAAUCUCGGUUAGCCUAUACAAAUUCAAAGUUCAAAGAAUUUCAAGAAGAGUUGACAAAUAAGAUGUAUUGUGAUCGGAACUUCAUGCGGAAAGAAGGGGCAAUAGAAAUGUAUGAAAUAACUGAGGAGGUGCUAAUUAACGCAAAUAGAGCAGUCACAUACGAGAGAGUGCGAGUAGGCAUGUUCAACGCCUCCGAGGUUGCUUCGUGA
Molecule: messenger RNA, 1695 nt
Organism: Lolium perenne
Lineage: Eukaryota; Viridiplantae; Streptophyta; Magnoliopsida; Poales; Poaceae
Source: RefSeq, a predicted model, not a curated record